AUGCUGACCCGCAAGGCAGUAGCUAAGGACAUGGAGAAUAAAUUAAAAGCUACACUCCAUGAUUUGAAAGUUUCACAAUCUUUAUGUGAAAAACUCAUACAAGAGCGGGAUGAAAGUGAAUUAGAAAUUCAAGAAAUAAUUAAAAAGAACUCUCUUCUAAAAGCCGAGCUGGCUGAACUACACAUGAAAUACAUUUAUAGUGAAGACAAGUGCAAAGCCCUCCAAGACGUUGUGGACAGCUUCCAGCAGUGCUCUAGUGACCAUGAGAUAGCUCUUAGCCGUAUCGCUGAGUUGGAAUGUAGCUUAAUGGAAGUGCAAGAGGACAAUCCCAAGCGGCAAUGCAACACACCAAGUAGUCUUCAUGAUGAAUUAGUUGAAUGUGGACAGUUAAGUGGCUCUGUAAACUUUAAAAAAAUCAAUUUCUCUUCACAUAAGAAGUUGAAAAAAUACCUUAGAUUAAGUAAGUUUAUCAAGCGUACCCAAUCAAUUGUUAGAAAGAGUUCUUUAAAAAAUGUAGUUCAAUUAGAGAAAGACAAGAAAAACCUGGUUCAAGAGUUAGACAAAUAUCAUAGGGAUCUAGAAUAUUAUAAAAUCUUGUAUGAUGUAGAAACAAAUGAAUUAAAGGAGAAGAUAGACUCUUUAAGUCAUAUGUUAAAUGAUGUCAACCAGAAAUAUUCUGCUGCUCAAAUACAAAUAAACGAGCAUAUACAACAGGCAGAUGACUUAAUUAAAUUGAGUACUGAAAAUAUGGAUCGCUUUGAGGCAAUAUCAGACUUGGAUCUAAAGGUGUACACAUACCGCGGGUACGGGCGGGAGUACAUGAAGUCGUGCCGCACCAGCCCCGACGCGUAUAUUCAGCUGGCCAUGCAGUAUGCUUAUUACAAAAUGUACGGUCACCUUGUGUCCACGUACGAGUCAGCCUCCCUCCGUCGUUUCCGCGACGGUCGCGUGGACAACAUCCGCGCGGCGCACGGGCCGGCGCGCGCGUGGGCCGCGCACGUGUGCAGUGCGGACAGCCCCGCGGAGCUCGUGGGGGACGGGACGAAGAAGGUGUCCUUCGACUUGCAGGAGGGACAAAAGAAGCUCGAACUCUUUGAAGAAGCAGCCCGCAAGCAGACCACGAUCAUGGAAGACAACAUCCUCGGUCGCGGCAUCGACAACCAUUUACUGGGUCUGCGUGAAGCUGCGAGAGAGACGCUCGGCUCUCUGCCACCAUUGUUCACUGAUACCACUUAUCAGAAGAUGAUGGAGUUCAAAUUGAGCACUAGCCAAGUGGCUACAACAACGGACGGCACGUUCAUGGGCUAUGGCGCGGUUGUGCCCGACGGGUACGGCUGCAGCUAUAACCCCAAGAAGGACAGCGUCAUCUUCUGCAUCUCCUCCUUUACGUCAUCUCCCGUCACCAACACUGAAGCCUUCAGGCAGUCACUAGAAGAGGCCCUAGACGCUAUGAAAGUCAUGUUCCAAAAUCGGAAGACGGAUAAGUAA
Molecule: messenger RNA, 1488 nt
Organism: Colias croceus (clouded yellow)
Lineage: Eukaryota; Metazoa; Arthropoda; Insecta; Lepidoptera; Pieridae
Exons: 5
Coding region: 1-1488 (495 amino acids)
Biological process (GO): neuromuscular synaptic transmission; acetylcholine biosynthetic process
Cellular component (GO): neuron projection; cytoplasm
Molecular function (GO): choline O-acetyltransferase activity
Source: RefSeq, a predicted model, not a curated record